AUGAGGCUGAGGCAGGUAAGUGUUGUGAAGAAGGUAAUUGUUGCAAUGACUAUUGGGAAGGAUGUUUUGUCGCUAUUUACAGAUGUUGUGAACUGCCUGCAAAUAGAGAAUCUGGAGCUGAAGAAGCUUGUAUAUUUAUACCUUAUAAACUAUGCUAAAAGCCAACCUGAUCUAGCUAUACUUGCUGUGAAUACAUUUGUGAAGGUGCACAAGUUGGGAUGGAUUGGACUUCUAUCUUGAGAAAAUGCCAUGAUUUCAGCUAGUUAUUAUUGUAAUGAAAAGUUAAAAAAUUAAGAGAGAGAGAGAGAGAGAGAGAGAGAGAGAGAGAGAGAGAUAAUGAAUUCAUGGAAAGAAAUGUUCUUUAUCAUCAGGGCUGCUUUUGCCGGGUUUGAUGCAGAAAUCGUCGCCAACUUCACAGAAAGACAAAUAGCAUCAGUGGCCACAGAUUACAACUUGGAUUUAAACAAGGUUCGAGGUGUCGUCAACAAUGCUAACAGAAUCCUCCAGGUCAGAAACAUACUAAUCUUCCUCUUCUUUCUCUACUCAUCAUUUUCAAAAGUUAUGUUCACCAUAAUCUAAUGAGAAAAUUUAAACAUUU
Molecule: messenger RNA, 598 nt
Organism: Magnolia sinica
Lineage: Eukaryota; Viridiplantae; Streptophyta; Magnoliopsida; Magnoliales; Magnoliaceae
Product: beta-adaptin-like protein C
Exons: 2
Coding region: 1-240 (79 amino acids)
Biological process (GO): intracellular protein transport; vesicle-mediated transport
Cellular component (GO): membrane coat
Source: RefSeq, a predicted model, not a curated record